Molecule: messenger RNA, 426 nt
Organism: Diversispora eburnea
Lineage: Eukaryota; Fungi; Glomeromycota; Glomeromycetes; Diversisporales; Diversisporaceae
Source: the annotation of a GenBank genome assembly
AUGUAUUUUGGGUUGUGGCACGAUGGGAAGGCCAUUUUAUCAGGAAUUUUUGCGAGUAUGAUCUCAGGUCAAGAUGGGGACCAAACGUAUACACCAAAAAAGUACAUUGUUUGUACUUCAAGAGAAGAAUCCGGUGCUCGAAUAAGAAAUUUUAACAAUAAAGUCACGUUGUUAGUUGAAGGAAAUGUUAAAGGAGUUAAUGAUGCUGAUAUCGAUGGGAUGGCUCAAGCAUUAGAGAAUAAACUUCUUAUCAAUAUAUUGGCAGGAGUGACAAUAAAUCAACUCGAGCAAUGGGUUCCUUUAACAACUAAAAUCAUUAGAGCUAUGCCCAAUGCUCCUUGCAUGAUACGCGAAGGAAUGACAGUAAUUAGUUGUCGAAAUGAUGUUAAAGCGGAAGACAAAGAAUUUGCCUCUUGGGACGAGUGA